GAUGGGCAGCGAGGGGGCCAGGAGAGGCAGAGUGAGUGGGGGUGUCCAGGACGGAGGAGACAGGGGCGGGGCCGGGGGCCAGGGUACUUGGAGGAAAGGGGCCGUGGGCAGUGGAGGGAGUCGAAAUGGAUGCGUGGGACAGAACAGAAGGAGCCAGGUGGCGGAGCCGUGGCAGGAAUGACUUUCGCAGCAGCUGUAGACUCCGUGGGCGUGGCUAAGGGGAGGAGCGAGGGGAGGGCUGGGGAGAAGCCGACUGGGUGAUGGCGGGGGCGGGGCUUGCCUAGAAAUACGAGGCUGCCUUGAGAGGCUGUGAGGAGGGGAAUUGAGCGAAUGGGUGGGACUAGGGAGGGAGGAGCCCCGAGGCUUUGGUAGGAGGGAGUAUGGCCUUGGCGAAGGAGCCCGGGGAGGGGCCAGAAUCUGAAGCCCAGUAGUUUCGGAGAACUAAGGGAAGAGAACCGGCAACGGGGCUGAGUGAGGCUGAGGAGAAGCUGAAUACAUAGGCAGGGCUGAGUGACACGGUCGUUGGGUGGGACCAAAAAUGCAGGCUGCUAAAUGGGAGGAACUGGGGGGCAGGACAGAUUAGGUGGCGGCGGGGUCUCUGCUGGGCGAGCUGACAGAUGAAUCCCUUGUGUUCAUCUCUGUUAUAUUCCACAGAGGGCUUCAGAGGCUGGGAGGUGGAGCACGGCGGAAAUGGCUGGGCGGUGGAAAAGAACCUAACACUGGUGCCCGGCGCUCCUUCCCAGACCUGCUUCGUGACUUCUUUCGAAUGGUGCUUCAAGAGGCAGCUUGUGGACUUGGUGAUGGAGGGGAUGUGGCAGGAACUGCUGGACAGCGCCCAGAUCGAGAUCUGUGUGGCCGACUGGUGGGGCGCCCGGGAGAACUGUGGCUGCAUCUACCGACUCCGGGUCCGCCUCCUGGAUGUGUACGAAAACGAAGUGGUCAAGUUUUCGGCCUCGCCCAACCCAGUCCUUCAGUGGACUGAGAGAGGCUGCCGCCAGGUCUCCCACGUCUUCACCAACUUCGGCAAGGGAAUCCGCUAUGUGUCUUUUGAGCAGUAUGGGAGAGACACGCGAUCCUGGGUGGGACACUACGGCGCCCUCGUGACCCACUCCAGCGUGAAGGUCAGGAUCCGCCUGUCCUAGCUAACCAGCCUGAUCUGGCCUCUGGGGACAUGCUGCCACCUGCCAGUCACUGAUGUCAAUCAAGUGCAGCUUUGCAGCCAGGAUCCAGAGGAUGCCAGGGGACAGUGGCGGUCCCACGUGGACUGUUGCUGGCACACCUCCAGGGAAGCCCACUCUCUGCUGCUUCAGCAUAGUGACCCACAUGCUGUUCAGGAAACCAAGGAUCAAACCCAGCUGGCCACUGCUUCCCCAGCUUCCAGGGGUGGGGCUGCAGGGGGCAUCAAAGAAUAGAGACCUGUACUUUACCUGCACGUUUUUUCUCAUGUGUGGAUAUCAGUUGAUAGACUGAGUCAAAAACAAAGGCCAGACCAGGAUUUCUAAUAGAGGGGGAAAGCUGC
Messenger RNA from Vicugna pacos (alpaca), 1519 nucleotides. The record is from RefSeq and is a predicted model, not a curated record. Lineage: Eukaryota; Metazoa; Chordata; Mammalia; Artiodactyla; Camelidae.